Molecule: messenger RNA, 297 nt
Organism: Lactuca virosa
Lineage: Eukaryota; Viridiplantae; Streptophyta; Magnoliopsida; Asterales; Asteraceae
Source: the annotation of a GenBank genome assembly
AUGGCUCGAAGGCUUAGAGAAAAGUAUACCAGGAUGCAUGGCCUUCAGAGAACUAAUGAUGAUGCUACUCAUCAUCAUCAUGCAUUUACGAAGAGAUAUCAAUACACUUAUUUCCCUUAUGAGCUUUCAAGAAAUCUUGCAUCACAUCUACAACUCUCCAUGAAUCUGUUUCAUCAAUUCAAGAAAAAUGAAGAUAAACAAGAUCAACGGGUGGAGUUUUACAAUUUUCUCCCUAUAAAUACGGACUCUAAUGGGAGUGAAGUACUCGACCAUGCAAAAAAUCCCACUUUAUGGGAA